This is a messenger RNA of Heterobasidion irregulare TC 32-1, 1578 nucleotides long. RefSeq lists its product as uncharacterized. Gene Ontology annotation, molecular function: 2-(3-amino-3-carboxypropyl)histidine synthase activity. The record is from RefSeq and is a predicted model, not a curated record. Gene Ontology annotation, biological process: protein histidyl modification to diphthamide. Bases 1 to 1578 code for a protein of 525 amino acids. The transcript has 9 exons. NCBI's taxonomy places the organism in Eukaryota, Fungi, Basidiomycota, Agaricomycetes, Russulales, Bondarzewiaceae.
AUGACAGAAAGCCACCCCUUCUCGUCCUCAGGAGAGGAGGCCAUCUCGCGCCCCGUCGUUCUAGAUUCUUCGGAAGUGCAGGUUGCGGGGUACAUACCCAAAUCUGAGCUUGCCGAGUACUAUGAAAUCAGUCGCACAUCCAAGGAAAUAUUAUCCGGCGAUUACAAACGAAUAGCUCUCCAAUUUCCAGACGAACUACUUCAACACUCGGUUCCCAUCUACCGCUUGUUAAAGCAAAAAAUUGGGGAUGGUCGCGAGUUAUAUGUGCUGGCGGAUACCUCUUACGGCAGGCAUGCUUCAUUUCUGUUGCAAGCUUUCAUCAUCUCUAACCUUUUCACUGUCGCGAAAAGUUGUUGUGCUGAUGAUGUUGCUGCCCAGCAUGUCGAUGCCGACGCAAUAAUACACUACGGCCACGCGUGCAUGAGCAAGACAUAUCGACUUCCUGUGAUCUAUGUUUUUGGGAAAAAGUCUAUCGAUGUAACAGACUGUGUUCAGAGCCUCGUACGAUCACUGAGAUCCUCGCCCUCGGAAACUAGCCGGACUCUCUUGUUCAAGCACGAUGUCGCUUAUACACAUCAGGCAGAGACCAUUGUAUCAUCACUUCGUGCGGCGCUCAAGUCAGAUAUAUUAUAUUCAAAAAUGCCUGAUCGGCUCGAGCCAAGCACAGCGCUAGCGCCCGAUCCCCUCGACGGCAACUCCAGAGCUUGGGGCGUAGAACACAGUCUUGUGACAAUUCUAUACGUCGGACCGUCCAGUCUAGGACUCACCAAUUUAAUUAUGACGCAUUCAUCUACUCCUGUGCAUAGCUACGAUCCUGCAACACGAGAAAGUCAUCUCGAAUCCCUUCGCACGAACAAGCUUCUCAUGAGACGAUAUGCCGUCGUACAAAAAGCUCGAGACGCUGACGUCUUUGGUAUCCUCAUCGGGACUCUUGGAAUUUCUUCAUAUCUGCCUCUUAUAUCCCACCUCCGUCGGAUACUGAAGCAGGCGCACAAAAAAUCAUACACAAUCAGCGUAGGCAAGCUGAAUCCGGCGAAGCUUGCCAAUUUCAUGGAAAUUGAAUGUUUCGUCCUGGUUGCGUGUCCUGAGAACAGUCUCAUCGAUUCGAAGGAUUUUUUCCGGCCGAUAGUAACGCCAUAUGAACUGCAGAUCGCAUUACAGCCUGAACCGGUCUGGACAGGAGAAUAUGUCUUGGACUUUGACCGGCUGCUUUCCAACUCGGACGACGCUUCGCAAACGCACCCAUAUCGUACAGAUGGAAUGGCAGAAGAUAAUGUAUCUGACAUGAACGAUCCAGACCAGCCUGUCUUCUCGCUGGUCACAGGGAAGUAUCGUCAUGCCAAGCGCUAUGGUAACGAUGACACGCAGCCAGGUGCUAUUGAGAAUUCAUCCGCUGUCAUCCUGCGCAAUCAAGACAACACCGUCGCGACCUUAAGAGAUAGCGCUGCAGGGGAGUUUCUACAGUCAAGGACUUUCCGUGGACUCGAGACUCGUGUUGGCGUAGAUGCACCGAGUGCACUUGAACAGGGGCGCUCAGGUAUCGCGAGAGGGUACGCGGACGAUCACCAUUCAUCUUGA